Vidua macroura (Pin-tailed whydah) is the source of this 721-nucleotide messenger RNA. RefSeq names its product LSM12 homolog (gene LSM12). Lineage: Eukaryota; Metazoa; Chordata; Aves; Passeriformes; Viduidae. The record is from RefSeq and is a predicted model, not a curated record.
CCCGCCCGCGCCUGGCCGAGGCGAGCGGAGCCGCGGGCGCUGCGGGCGGACAAGAUGGCGGCGCCGGGCGAGUACUUCAGCGUGGGCAGCCAGGUGUCCCUGCCGCACCUGCCAGGAGCAGCGCCUCAGGGCGAGGUCGUCGCCUUCGACUACCCCAGCAAGAUGCUGGCGCUCAAAUGCCCCUCUUCCAGUGGCAAGCCCAACCACGCAGACAUCCUGCUCGUAAACUUACAGUACGUGUCAGAAGUGGAAAUAAUCAAUGACCGCACGGAAACGCCCCCUUUAGCCUCCCUCAACGUCAGCAAGCUUGCCAACAAAGCACGGACGGAGAAGGAGGAGAAGAUGAGCCAGGCGUAUGCAAUUAGUGCUGGUGUCUCUCUGGAGGGGCAGCAGCUCUUCCAGACCAUCCAUAAGACCAUUAAAGACUGUAAAUGGCAGGAGAAGAACAUAGUUGUGAUGGAAGAAGUCGUCAUUGCCCCUCCGUACCAGGUGGAAAACUGCAAAGGCAAAGAGGGAAGCGCCCUGAGCCACGUACGCAAAAUAGUGAGUGUGGGAUUUCGGGACGUGGAAAGCCAGAAGGUCCUGCAGCGUUCACAAGCACAGCAGACACAGAAGGACACGUCCCUGUCAUCCUGAGGCCACCUCGGGGCCACCACCCUGCUGUCCCCGUGUCCCCUCCCCGGAGGCGGCGCCGGGGGCAACGUCAACUUUUAUUUCCUUU